Messenger RNA from Phytomonas sp. EM1, 1926 nucleotides. The record is from the annotation of a GenBank genome assembly. Lineage: Eukaryota; Euglenozoa; Kinetoplastea; Trypanosomatida; Trypanosomatidae.
AUGUCGACCUGGGCGGCGCGGUUGGCGAUGAGCAGUACGCCCCCGCGCUCUGGCGCCCCAGGCGGGGAGGCGAAGACGCCCGUCUCGGGUAACAGCCACACCCCUAGCGAGGCCUCCGCGAGUUCCUUUUUUAGCUGUUACGCCCCAGCCUCAACCGAAGACACGCCCUGGCUUUCCAAAAGGGAGCCCUUUCGGAAUGAAUUACGACAGAUGGCGGUGCAACACAACCGCGAUCUCGGCAAGAUUCCCAUGCUCCGCCUACCCAUGGACGCGUGGGAAACCAUUUCGUUUUUUCUUUCCUUCACGGAGCUACUUCAGCUCGCGGGCACUUGUCACGCGUUGUGGGAUGCAAUCCUCCACCGCGAUAGCAUCUGGGAGCAGCAGCUGGGGUUCUGGCAUCGGGAUAUCAUGGACCUCCGAGGGGGGGCCCUGCUUCUCACCGUCUUCGUCUUUGGGCCGAAAUGCACGGGGUACGAGCGCUUUAAGCGGCAGCGCCGGCUUUACGCCCUCGACGCCCAUCGGGAGUGGCAUUUCCGCGAGCUGGAGAGCCUCGAGGAUCGCGCCACCGGGUUCUUCACCGUGCCGUUGCAUCUGGGGAAGGAAAACACGGAAAGCGAUGCGGCCGCGCCUAUCGCGUUGGAACUUUCCCAGACGACUUUGGGCAGCACGCCCCGCAUCCCUGGCAGCCCCCCACGAGUGCGAAUGCCCGCCGUUGGACAACCGUUUGUGGGUGCGGAGGAUUCCUCGCAGAGGCUGCGGAUCUGGCGCCCGAUACGCCGCGGGGAGGAUCCUACAUCGGAUGGGUUUGGCAACGCAUUGAUGCCGCUCAAUGAGAGGGAAUCCGGAAGGGAAAAGGCGGGGGGGGGAUGGAGCCGUCACGCGCUCGAUGCCCCAACCUCACUGGAGGAAGAGGAAGCCAUGCUGAGUUACGCCUUGGCGUGCUCGGAGGCUGAGAUGAGCGGGCUUUCACCCCCUCCACCGCCUUUUAUCUGGACCUCUUCGAAAAACAAAAGCAAUCGAUGCGACGCCUCCAAAGAGAGCCUUCGACGUUCCUAUAGUGGACUCGCGCACGACCUUUCGCUGGGGAACUCCUUCGCAGGCGGUGGAGGAGGAAGAGGGGGGGAGAUCCAUUAUUUGAAACCGAGUGAAAUCAUGACCUUAAUUGAUCUCAUCAAUAGUGGCACCCCCGUGCAAUCCCUCAUCCCGCUCAUCGAGGUAACCACGCGGGAGGAUGAGCUCGUGUUGCUCGCCCUCACGGAAACCCUCAAAGGGGCACAGCGGCGACGGCUUCACCUCGGCAACCACCACCGCGCCCUCGCGAAUAACGGCCAGACGACGCGGCGGCGGCUCGGCCCCACUUCCUUACGAAGGCCUCGCCCUCCUGCCGCGGCGUCUUCGUCCUUUUCCCCUUCCCCGAUCUCGACCUCGCCUUUGGCACCUUUCCCUCCUGUUUCUUCUCCAUCGUGGGAGGAUUCGACAAGCCCCUCCCCGGUGCUCCCACCACCCCCAGUUAACUCCAUGCUACGGGGGUUCACCGGCGUCCUUUUGGAAGUCUACCGGCGGGAGAUGUAUCGCUUCUGUGAGGAAUUCCUCGGCAGCUCCCAGAGGCUGGAUGACUUCAUCCUCUUUGAUGCCGCGAACAGCUCAUGGUGGAGAGGAGGAGGAGGAGAAGGGGCGGCGUCUCUGGGGUUUGCCACGGGAACGCGUUUUUUCCUCGCACCAGAGCUCUGUCGAGGUGGGCGGGUGGGGUUGGUUGUGGUAGAUGCCGUUCGGAUGUUGAUUGUGGUGGAGGAUGAGAAGAUGGCGCGGGAUGAUCCCGCGUGGAUGCAAGGCUACGCCCGCGUGGAUCGCGGCGGGCGGUUGGUGAUGCCGGGCUCCGGGUAUAACGCGCAGUACUACGAGCGUAGUGAACUGCGUCCGCUGUAA